Rotaria sordida is the source of this 303-nucleotide messenger RNA. The record is from the annotation of a GenBank genome assembly. NCBI's taxonomy places the organism in Eukaryota, Metazoa, Rotifera, Eurotatoria, Philodinida, Philodinidae.
AUGAAAGAAUAUGCAGCAAAUGAUUGUACUACUUUUAUCCGAUUAUAUUUUCAUAUGUUUCCAAGGAAAGUUAAGAUUAAUGAUAUUUUUGAUAUUUCGCCUACAAUAACAUCACAUGUUAAAUUAAGUCUUAAUGAUAAACCAUCGUAUAUUGGUGAAGAUAAAGAACAUCAAAUAUUAUUACCAAAAUUUGACAAACAAACUCAACUAUCGAUAAAACAAAAACAACCACAAAUAGAAACAAUAACAAAAUUAUCCAAAUCAGAAAAACAAUGCCGAAAAAAAUGUAAAAUUAAAAUGUAA